CCUGUUUGGCCCCCAACGGCGCUUCUCUCCCUAUAGCCCAGCUUCGUGUUUGACGGUGCCCCACCUGGAAGCGCGACCGUUCGGGCCCUCGCACAGCGACGAUUUACCACCUGCUGGAGCUCCUAAGCUCCACGCUCCAAAGCUAGCCGAUCACUUGAAUAUUUACAUUUUUCUGGAAUCUUCCGAAACGGACUCUAAAAAAACUGAGGGCACGCAACAGGUGUGGAGCUCGCGCUCACACUCUCUCGCUUCCUUGUGGGGGGCUCACUCUUUCCUUGCUCUGGACCUCCCUGCUCUAGUUCUGGAUUGAAGUUGGACUGUAAAGGGAUUUUUACUUUUUUUUUUCAUUUUUGUUUUCUUUCUUUUUUGUGCAACAAUAUUCUCUGACGACAAAAGGGAUUAUAUAAUAUACGUGAGCUCCAAAAGUACACCAUGGCGGAGUCUGAAGCUCGAUACUCCUCCUCCACCACCACCACCGUCAUCGAGAGCAAAAAUGGCGACGCCGGGGGCUCGUCCCUCCGCGUGUCCAAGCGCUCCAUGACCGACGACUUCUACAGCACCUUCAGCUCGCCCAUGGCCUGGGUCCUGGUCCUGGCCCUGGUCAUCACCUGGUCCGGCGUGGCCAUCAUCAUGUUUGACCUCCUCGACACCCAGAGCCUGAAAGCCUAUACUUUACACUGUGAAGACCCCUGUUUGCCACCGGGACCGAGCGCCCAAGCUGUCAGAAAGGCACAUAAGGCAGCCAGCAGAGGGGGCAUCCCGGACAUCACGGCCGCCGACCCGGUGAAGGUAAUGAACGAGGCGAUGGAGGAGUCCAGCGACUGGAUGAACACGUUUCUCGGCGUCGUGUCGAGCCUCUUCGCCCCGGAGGAUGAGGAUGAAGGUGCCAUGCCUCAUACUGUGAGAAAAAAAGGGGAAUUUCUCCCACCACGAAAAAAAGAGAUAGAGAGACUGAGGGAGGCUCUCAAGGAGAAAGAAAAGGAAAAAGAAGAACUGGACGAAAAAGAGAAGGCGAAAGAGGAGAAAAGGCCCAAACCUGAAGAGGAGCCAGCGCCAAAGUCUGUGAAGAAAGCCAAAGAACAACCAGAAGAGCCUGAAGCUCCAGUGAAGAAAUCGAAGGCAGAAAAAGCAGAUAAACCCAAACCUAAGGCUAAGCCUAAGGACACUGAAGCCGAACCUAAAAAACCUAAGGCCGAAAAGGUGAAAAAGCCAGCAAAGAAAGAGGAAAAGAUUGGCAAGAAAGAUGAUAAAGACAGAGAUGGCCAUCUUGAAAAGAGAAAGGGAACUAAAGAAGCCAAAAAGGAGGACAAAAAGAAAAAGACAGAUGCUAAAACUGCUAUAAAGGAGGACAAGUUGAAGAAGACUGAUGAUAAAAAGGCCAAAAAGGAGGACAAGUUGAAGACAGAUGAUAAGAAGGCCAAAAAGGAGGGGAAAAUGAAAAAGGCGGUGGAUGAUAAGAAGGCUAAAAAGGAUGAAACGUUGAAGAAGACUGAUGAGAAGAAGGCCAAAAAGGAGGACAAAAUGAAAAAGACAGAUGAUGAAAAGGCCAAAAAGGAGGAAAAGUUGAAGAAGCCGGAUGAUAAGAAGGCCAAAAAGGAGGGAAAAAUGAAAAAGGCGGUUGAUGAUAAGAAGGCCCCCAAGGUUCCCUCUGGCAAAAAGAAAACAGACGUUCCAAAGAAAGCCAGCUUAUCCAUAAAGAAAGAUGCUGAUGCUCCCAAAAAGGCAGCUGAGCAAAAGAAGAAAAAGAAAGAACACAAAUUCAUAGUGAGAAACUAUUCCACAGAAUCCAAGCCCAAGAAAGACGUUGUGGUACCCUCCAAGGAUGAGAAAACUGAAGAAGUGGCUCUGUCUCCGACUGAAGGUGCACCAUGCCGCCCAACACCAGUCUACUGCCCCUCGCCUCCAGGCUGGUAUGUGCAUCAUGUAGUCACAGACAAUCCAAAGCCACCGGAAGUGGGCCCAGUUCCCCAGGUUCCAGUUCUAACAACAGUGUAUCCAACUGCUCCCCCAGUACACCCGGCUCCUGCAGAACCAGAAGCAGCUGAAAAGGAGAAGACAGAGGAGCAGAAAGAGCCUGCAGCCAAGGGGAAUGUGGAUGAAGUUUGCAUUGUUAGGAGCGAGCUAGAAGACCUGAAAGAGAAGGCCAAAAAGAAAGAAACUGUGGAUGCCAAAGGGAAGCCUAAGACAGUUGCUAAAAGAGCACCCGAGGUGUCCAAAGACAAGGCCAAGUCUGCAGCUGUUAAAAAAGAGUCAGCGCCUGCCAAAAAGAAGCCCGUGAAGAAAGAAGAAGCUGCUCCCAAAGAGAACCUUGGUCUGUUCCCAGUGCAGAGAGGAGUUGGUGUGACGGAGACCAAAGCAAAGGAGACAGCCAAACCAAAAGUCAAAUCCGUGGACAAAAAAGGUAAAUCUGACGCAGGAACAAAGACAGAGGCGAAGGAAGCAGCAGAAAAAGAUGUCAACGUGUCUGCUCCCGCGAAAGAGCCUGAGUCCACCCAGACCGCAGCAGACCAGAAGAAGCCAGGCAAGAUCCCCUACUUCCAGUGCGUGGUCUACGGCGGCAAGAACAAGGGUCCCCAGGGUCCCGGUAUGACCCCAGCCAUGACCACAGCCAUGAGAGCAGCCAUGGAGCAGAGGGCCUCUCUCAUGGAGGCCAGAGCCAGGGCUGCUGGUCAGUAGGACCCACGAGCAGCCCCAUCACUUUUCACCUCAAAGCCCAGGAACUUUCCACUCCGAACCAACAGGUGGCGCUGUGCCUCUCCUACCCUGACUGUGCGCCCUGUCAGCUGCCCUGAUUCUUUCUUUCUUUCUCCCUUUCCCUUCAAUCUCCGUCAAUAGAUAAUGCAUUAAGGGACUGACAGCAGGGUGGAGAGUGCAAUGAUUAUACAUGUAAUCUUUUAAAUGAGUGGAGUUACUGACCGUUCUCAAGAGUCAAAAUAAUUCCCAAUCUUCAUAGGCACUGGUUUUGGUGUAUGUGUUUUUUUUUAACAGGCUGAUGUUUCCUUAUUUUGUUAAAUACAUGGCUGUCAGAUUUAGCACCAACCAGUGUCACAAUGGUCCCACAUAGCUGUAUAUAUAAGGAUGUAAAUUGCAAACUAGUUAUUUAUCUAAUUUAUUCAAAUAUUUUCAAUGAAAAGUUCUAUUUUUAGAAAAAGAGUAGAAAAGUAGUGUGCAUAGACAUAAUCAUAAUGUAUAUACCAUGAAAGAAUCUUAAUAUAUCAACUGGCAGUUUACAUUUGUGUUAACUUUACACUCAAUUUAACUCGGAAACUGUGAGUAGAAUUGUUUCCAUUUUUCUUCACCCACUUAAGCUCAAACGUCACUUCGUUUGAACACGUAUUAAUUGACUUUCAUGUUUGAUAUAUAUGUUUGCUCAGUGUUUGAUAGUUUGACCAUGAGCAUUGUAUCACUUUUUCACACACACACACACACACACACACACACACACACACACACACACACACACACACACACACACACAGCUCUUGGCUCCAAUCCCUUGCUUAGCCCCAGAGGUAAUGGGAUUAUGUAAAGUGUGUCUGUGUGUGUUUCAGCUCUGAUGUGGCACUGACUACCCAGCGGUCUGCAUCUGGACAGAAGCAGGAAGUGCCCUCGCAGCCUCACUCUCUCCCUGCUUGGCACAGAUUUCUCUACGCUGUUGAAAACCCAUACUAGGGGAUUUUUAUUCCCCAAUUGGCCCUCUGAUUGGUUUAAGAGCAGUGAGAGACGAAAAAAUUACACGAGUGACAGAUUGGGAUUUAUUUGGCAACCUUUUUGAAAGUACAAGGGAGAGAAUAGGAAUGAGAGGAGGCUGUUUAUGAAUCCGAAUGACAUGUCACAAGAAAAGCAAGGCCACUGUUCAUUUCCUUGCUUGUUUCCUUUGUUUUGUCUUCUGAGUAGAAUGUAUUUCUUCCUACAUGCAGACUCACACACACACACACACACACACACACACACACACACACACACACACACACACACAUCUAUUGUAAAUCUGCCGUAAGGCAUGCAAGCUGGUGUCUGUUUUUUGUGCACCAAAGCUUAAGAUGAACGUGAGGGGUUUUUAUUUGUGUUUGAAAACAAACAGAUUCCUUCACGAUUAAACUGAAAACGAGCCCUCUCUCAUUCAGUGCUCAAAAACCAAACAGAGCACCACAACUGAGAGAGGUGAAGACCCAGGGGUGCUAGUGCACUCCUUUGACCAAGUUUGAGAGACAGUGUCUGUGCAAUCAAAAACCAGCACCAUGUCUGUCUCAUUUGUGUAACUAACUACUUAUUUAUUUUUGCGCUAUUGCUACAUGCUUUUUAUAUGUGGUGAAUGUGCCUAGUGAUACGUGAUGCCGUCACCUAUCAGUAUUGUCUUAUUCAGUAAUGGUCUGACUUGAGGCGACGGUCAGUCGAGAUCAUUACUGGACCACUGCUGGACCUAAACACCCAAGUGAGCCCAAGUGGCUUCGCUUGUUACGAAGCGUAGACCACAGCCUCUGUUGGAGAGUAUGUUUUUUUAGGCCUUCACAAGCCUAUCGUUUUCUUCUCUCUUAUGCAAGCAUACAGAUGGCUGUAGAGAUAUAACGAGAUUGUAUAUUUUUGUCUGCACGUCGUAUGCCUUCCCCCCCCAUCUUUCUCCAGAACCUUCUGUUGUUGCACCGCCUGCCUGCCAUUAGUCCCGUUAGUGUGCACGGGAGAGGCAUGAGCAGAGACAGUCAGCUACAGCAGUAUGACAGGCAACUGGGAUGUAGGCCAGGGAAGUAAUCUGACUUUGAAGUUACAGAAUGAGCGACUUCCUUUCUUUCCCCCUCCCCCUCCCCAACCCAACCCAACCCAAUCCAACCCAGCCCCCCAGCUGGGGAAGGAAGCGGGAACGUCAGAUGUACCAUGUGGCGUGAUGCCGCGCAGCGUGCCGUCGCAGCAAUCGAGCUAAUAAUAAUUUAUGAUCGUUUCUAACUGCACUAAAGAUGACGCCAAAGACAGCCGAGCCGGCCGCUGAGAUUGGUCUCUGUGCGGGUUGACUACAAUACCUAGUAAGACGGCGGCCAAGUGCCACAGCAGCACUGGCUUGUCUUUACUUAAGAUUCAAGAAGAAUACCCUGCAUGUCUGUCUUCAGGACCUUAUGUUUACAUGUCAUGAGAUGGGUGUCUGUUGGCAUCUGUUCAUAUAGGGUGGUCAACACUCUUACAGUACUUGUUGUUUUGGUGGAAAAGCACUGCGACUGACAAGGGUUUGCAUUGUCAUCCAACAAUGCCCCUCAAGAAGGACAUAUUUUAUUGACGUCUGUGUUCCUUUAGCUGUAUGCGUUGUAUAUGCGUUGCUGCUUGUUUCGCAUGGUGCUUACGUUCAGAUUGCCUUUGUGAGCACGUCCACGGGAUGUAGUUUGACAUUUAUGUCGCUAGAUGUGUCUACACUGAUGAUGAUUUUACUGGCAAGCUUGAACCAAGAAGGAAUAUAUCGACAUAUCAUUUGCUAGCUGUUAUAAAUGGGUAUGAACUGAAACGUUAAAGGCAUCCUACACAAAUUUUUUAUCUUAACAUUUUGACAUCAUUUUGAUAGUAAACUAGUUUGUAAUAGGGAUACCGCAUGCAUGCUGCAGAUGAUGCUGCCUACCUGUCUAUGGAGAACCAGCCUUGCAACUUGCUCUCGCCCGAUCCGAGAGUCACAAAUUGCAUUACGGCAAUUGUGCAAUAGCCUACUGUUUGUAUGAAAUUGGGUAAAGGUUGUUGAAAAACAACUUAAGUUUCAGUCUUCCUGAAGUUGAGAUAGACUAUGACAUUUUCUUCUUUAUAAAGUUAUUAGAGGCCUUAGAUGUACUGAUUGCUUGGUGACCUAUAGGAAUGCCUUGUGAGCCCAUCUGUAUUUGUAAAGUAAUGAGAUGUUGCCUUUGAUCCAAAUGCAUGAUUAAAUAGCUCUAAGAGGCUUCCAAUUAAAUCAUCAUAUACCCCCAAACACCAGUGAUUUUGGGCCAAGGGCUAACAGAUUUUGGACUAAGGGCUGACUUAAGUAUCCAGAAACAAGGAACAGGCUACACACAUUUGGAAUACAUGGUCUUUUACUAGAUUGCAUGCAUUAUUUUUCUGUCGGACAGAUCCUGAUCUGUUUAUUGUACUUCUGACUAGCUAUAGGGGUAAUACAGAGGGUCAUGUUGGUUCACUUAUUUUGAAAACAUUUAUCUGUCCAUAUUGUCUAUGGUGUUUGCUUAAAAAAAGUGCUAAUCUGGCCUUGAAUGUCAACACAGCAGUUUGAGCCUUAGCUAUUGCUCUUUUUUUUUUUAGCUUUUUCAGUGUCCUCCAGAAGGACUGGGGUACAAAAUAGGAUCGAUAAAGGAUCAGCUAUAUAUUCCCUUUCAUUGUACUUGAUUGAUCUCACUAUUCAGUUGAUUUUAAUAGUUGACAUUAGCAACAACAGGUAGUCCUGCCUGCCACUCUCUUAGCUAAAAAAAGGGACAGAAUUUGGAGACUUGGUGCCCCGGGAGUGCUGUCGGUACAGGAAGUGAGUGACAUUAAUGACAGUAAAUCUCCGGCUGAGGAGGGCUGCCGUGGGGAGAAAGGUGCACAGCCUGCGGUGCGCUGGGAAACGUAGUUUUCUAAUGGGAUUAAUCAGAAGAGCUCCAUCUUAAACAUCCAUGCAGGAUUAAAGCGACAUUAAGUGGCUUUUCCUUUCAGUGCAUGCAGUAGUUAAGUGGGGAUUUAGGGACGGACUUAAUGUUUAAAAUGAAUAUUUCCUCAUCCAAUCCUUGACUUCGUUUGGUCACCAAUGUGCUGAACUGUUAGUCAUGCUGGUAAAAUCUGCUUUGAAUAUGUAUAUGAUGGAUUUGAAAGUUUUGAUGGAUGUUUGUUAUUUUUUUCUUCCCUCUGAACUGUCACUGUACUGGUUUUGAAUCUGAUUACAUCUUGAUGAUACUACGUAUGCACAAAAACAGUUGUUUACUCAGCAAUCUAACUAAAGAGCACAAAUGUUUCAAUCCAAAA
This is a messenger RNA of Sardina pilchardus (European sardine), 6960 nucleotides long. RefSeq names its product triadin (gene trdn). Gene Ontology annotation, cellular component: membrane; sarcoplasmic reticulum. The coding region runs from base 433 to 2676 and encodes 747 amino acids. The record is from RefSeq and is a predicted model, not a curated record. The transcript is spliced from 42 exons. Gene Ontology annotation, molecular function: signaling receptor binding. Lineage: Eukaryota; Metazoa; Chordata; Actinopteri; Clupeiformes; Clupeidae.